This is a messenger RNA of Pangasianodon hypophthalmus (striped catfish), 1967 nucleotides long. It is a transcript of the gene trmt61a, whose product is annotated as tRNA methyltransferase 61A. The record is from RefSeq and is a predicted model, not a curated record. NCBI's taxonomy places the organism in Eukaryota, Metazoa, Chordata, Actinopteri, Siluriformes, Pangasiidae. The coding region runs from base 189 to 1115 and encodes 308 amino acids. Gene Ontology annotation, cellular component: nucleus; tRNA (m1A) methyltransferase complex. Gene Ontology annotation, biological process: tRNA methylation. The transcript is spliced from 4 exons.
UCUGUCUAUACUAAUGUAAAUCUGAUAUUGCAGCUUGCUAACGUGGCUAGCUAGGAUACUGAAGUGAAUAAAUGAUGCUCUAAAUGUUUUAGUUAGCUGUGGCUGCAUGCUGUGGAAACAUUAUUUGUGCAGACUCCUGCAUGUUUUGCACCAGGCUGCGGCUGUCAUGAUCUAAUCACAACUGUCCCAUGAGUUUUGUGGAGUACUCAGAGUUCAUUCAGGAAGGAGAUGUGGUCAUCAUCUUUCUUGGGCAUGAUUCCAUGAUGCCCAUCAAAGUGGAGUCUGGUGCUCAAACACAGACCCGCUAUGGAGCCAUUCGCCACUCCACUGACUUAAUCGGUCAGCGGUUUGGUUCAAAAGUAACAUGCAGUAAGGGUGGAUGGGUGUAUGUACUGCAUCCCACUCCAGAGCUAUGGACUGUGAAUCUGCCCCACCGAACCCAGAUCCUUUACACAACGGACAUCGCCAACAUCACCCUGAUGCUGGACCUCAAACCAGGCUCCGUUGUCUGUGAAUCAGGCACUGGCAGCGGCUCACUGUCCCACGCCAUUCUCCGCACCAUCGCACCCAGUGGCCACCUGCACACAGUCGAGUUCCAUGCCCAGCGGGCAGAAAAGGCUGCACAAGAGUUCAGAGAUCACAAGGUGGGCCAUCUAGUGACUGUCCGAAACCAGGAUGUGUGUAAAGAUGGCUUUGGUGUUGUGGGUGUAGCCGAUGCAGUAUUUCUGGACAUCCCCUCACCAUGGGAGGCCAUCAUACAUGCCAAGAAAGUAUUCAAACGCAGGGGGGGUCGUUUGUGCUCCUUCUCUCCAUGUAUUGAGCAGGUCCAGAGGACAUGUGAAACUCUGCUGGAUCAUGGCUUUGAGGAGAUCUGUACUCUGGAGGUUCUGCAGAGGGUACACGACGUCCGAUCUGUCACUCUGCCCUUACCGGACUUCGGCCCGGAGGAGGGUGGAACAGAUAGUACCAAGAUAACUUCUGGCCCUGCUCCAGAGGAAGUUCCAUCUGCAGCAAACCCCAGCUACUCUUCAGUAACCUGCAGGACUGCCACUCCACCUAGAGAGAUGGCUGGACACACGGGUUACCUCACAUUCGCUACCAAACCACGGGACUAGAAUACUAUGGGAAUGGAGUGAGAUGGAUCGAGUUACUAAUUGAAGCAUGAGUGUAGACUUUAACUCUGCGCUCAUUUUUUCUUACAGUCUUUCAUGGUGUAUAUGAACAUCUCUUUAUAUUAAGAUACAGAGAUGGAAUUAAUCAGAGAUGGGAGACCACAGAUGUUUUGCAAAUAGGCUAGAUGAUUUUAAAAUACUUGUUUAUUACUGUUCAUUGUUCUUUGUGUAAGAACAAUCUUUAAUUUCAUCCAAAGUAUGACAAUGAAUUUUAAUAAUGUUAUUUUUUUUUUUAGUUUUUUUGUUACAAUAAAUUUAAAAUGAGAGGAAAUAUAUUCUUCUAAUCUUGAUUGUGUUUUUCUUCAUUGUGGAUGUUACCACAUACUGCUGAGGCUUUUUCCAUGUACAAUUGCCAAGUCCUUUUUAUCUGACUUUAGAAAAUGCAAGACCCUUGAGUUGUUUAACGCAAUGGCAAGAUAUGUGGAAUGGAGAAAUUUAGAGUAAUCAGUGAUCAGUCUGUUUAUUAAUGUUAAUUGAGUUUCUAGCUGGGUAAAUUCUCACUGCUGAUAGAUGUGUACAUUCCAGUAAAUAUCUGCAUGUUUAAUAGAGCAGAAGUUUACCACAGUACUGUAGCUCUCAUAUCUUAUCUAAAACUGGAAACAGUUUUCCCUUACUUUUCCCCCAGUCCAGUUGCCUUUGUGAUUUGGAGGAUUUAUAAACCGUCAUCACUGAGGUCUGGACACCAUAAAAGGUAUUGCUCCCUCUGUGCUCUCAUUGUGAACACAGAUGUGUUCACAGAUAUCCAAUGUUUAUGCAUACACUCUGACUUCAUUUAUAUAUCUGUUUUCUAAAUGU